This is a messenger RNA of Centruroides sculpturatus (bark scorpion), 809 nucleotides long. RefSeq lists its product as uncharacterized. Lineage: Eukaryota; Metazoa; Arthropoda; Arachnida; Scorpiones; Buthidae. The record is from RefSeq and is a predicted model, not a curated record. Bases 63 to 656 code for a protein of 197 amino acids. The transcript has 2 exons.
CGAGAAAAGUAAUUAAUUAUAGAUCAUACUGUCCUUUAAAUCAAAAAUAUAAUGUAUACCUGAUGGAAAUAACAAAGAUUUUUUCUAGAACAACAAAUAUAGAUAAAAGAAAAGAAGAAAUUGAAGAUACACAUAAGAAAUACAUCUUAAAUGGAUAUCCAAAAAGAUUACUAAAUGAUUGGUUCCACAGAUUUUUAAGAAACAGGUUUAAAGUUAAACGUUGUCAAGAAAUAAUAAAAUUGGCUCCAUCCUUAAAUAACAGGUUAUCAAAUAUGAUGAUCAUCAGAAAUAAUGCUAAAGAUAUAUUAGAAGAAGAAGGUGUUGUUUAUCGGAUAGAAUGCACGUGUAACAAUCCUAGUUUUUACGUCGGUGAAACAAAACGAAGAUUAAGGAUCAGACUGUCGGAACAUUUGGCUGCCGUAAGGUUGAAAAUGAGUAAUUCUCCUGUCUUCCAACAUUGUAAUAGUAAUAAUUGUCAGAUUAAUAUUAAUAAAUUAAAAAUAAUUUUUAAGGAAAAAAAUAUUGUAAAGCGAAAGGUAAAAGAACACUUCGCUAUAAUUAUGCAAAACAAUAAUGUUAAUUUAAAUACCGGAAUGUUAACAGCGGCAUGCUGGGAGUUUUUUGUUAACUGUAUAAGUGGCUCUUCAAUGAGUUGACUGUUUGAACGUAGAUUUUGUGCUGUAAGCCCCACUGAAGAGGCCAUAGGCGAAAUGCAUUUGGGAAGCUUGUUAGUAAUGAUGUAAAUAAAAAUUUUUUUCUCUCUGCAGAUUAUUUUCUUUUUUAUACCUUUUUAAACUCUGUUUUUUAAA